Molecule: messenger RNA, 1547 nt
Organism: Linum trigynum
Lineage: Eukaryota; Viridiplantae; Streptophyta; Magnoliopsida; Malpighiales; Linaceae
Source: the annotation of a GenBank genome assembly
CAAAUAGAAGAGGACGAGGGCAGUUGAAGUCGCCAAUCAAUCAGGCAAGGCAAUCACCAUAUACCGUGGCCGUGGAUGUGGGCUUUCAUUUUUGUAGCAAAUGGGAUGGAAUUUUAAUUGGAUAGCCCUCCGUGCUGGCUGGGCCAAAACGUCGUUAGUUACGAGGGUGCUGAAUUCUACAUUUACGACCAACCCCACUGCCGACAAACAUACGAUCCGAUACAAAUUUUGUAAUCCCAUCUAUAACACACUAAUCAAUCCUCCUCCUGUCUUCCGUCAAAUCAAAUCGAACGCCCCGGCUCCCUCAAAAUGUCGAUUCUGGCAUCAGAUGAGGCCCUCUUCCGCAACUGCCUCCUCGCCUUCUACCUCAUCGGCCCUCUCACCUACAUCUCCCUCCAAUUCCUCUCCGCCCCUUACGGCAAACACAGCCGGCCAGGCUGGGGUCCCACGAUCCCGCCGGCGCUAGCGUGGUUCCUCAUGGAAAGCCCUUCCGUAUGGCUCCCCAUAUCGAUCUUCCCCUCGGGCAGGCACGCCGCCGAUCGCAAGGCCCUGAUUCUCAUGUGCCCUUUCGUAGUCCACUACUUCCACCGCACCUGCAUCUACCCGCUCCGGCUCUACCUGCACGGCGGCGGCGCCGGUUUCCCGGUGAGCAUGGCGGCGGCGGCGUUCUGCUUCAACCUGCUGAACGGUUAUCUGCAGGGGCGGUGGGUGUCCCACUACAAGAGCGACUACGCGAGCGACGGGCUGUUCUGGGCGAGGUUUGUGGUUGGGCUGGCGGUGUUCGUUUGGGGGAUGCGGAUCAACAUUUGGGCCGACCGGGUCUUGGUGGGCUUGAAGAGGCAAGGCGGCGGGUACAAGGUUCCGAGAGGCGGGUGGUUCGAGCUGGUGAGCUGCCCGAAUUAUUUGGGGGAGGUCUUGGAGUGGGCCGGGUGGGCGGUGAUGAACUGGUCGUGGGUCGGGUUCGGGUUUUUGCUGUACACGUGUGCCAACUUGGUCCCCAGGGCUCGUUCCAAUCACAAAUGGUACUUGGACAAGUUUGGGGAGGAUUAUCCCAAGGCUAGGAAAGCCAUAUUCCCUUACUUGUACUGAAGAAACAUCAUUCCAAGCAGAAGCAGUAGCCUUUUUUCUUUCUGGGUUCAGAGAGCUGGUGGGUUCGGGUUCGUGUUCGUGUUCGAGUUUUGGUGUGCUCUAGCGUCGUUGUACUGUUUUGUUUCACGACUGUUUCUAAGUGUUUGUGUGUGGGAUAUAUAUAUCUGUAAUGGCUGCAACCAGCUGAAUCUUGGGAGUACGAUCGCUUGUUUUCUUCCGUUGCCCAACUCUUACGAAAGCGUUAACAACAAACACAAUCAACUUGACUUUUUAACAUUGAAGGAGAUCACUAAUGCUUCCAAACUUAUUGUGCAAAUGAUUGUACGUGUUGCAGUAUCUGCUACAAGUAAAUCCUUCUAUGAGCAGUGAAUUCAUAUUCAUUCUUCUCGAUUUUAUCUCAUUGUAUCAACUCAUGACCAAACCUUGCGUAUACUUAUGAAUGAAAAAGGUUACCCAUU